Merops nubicus (carmine bee-eater) is the source of this 652-nucleotide messenger RNA. RefSeq names its product programmed cell death 7 (gene PDCD7). NCBI's taxonomy places the organism in Eukaryota, Metazoa, Chordata, Aves, Coraciiformes, Meropidae. The record is from RefSeq and is a predicted model, not a curated record. Bases 67 to 576 code for a protein of 169 amino acids. The transcript has 4 exons.
GAGCUUAAGGCUGCUGCAGACAGUGUCUUGUCUGAAGUAAGGAAGAAACAAGCAGACACAAAGAGGAUGGUGGACAUCCUGAGGGCGUUAGAAAAGCUUCGGAAGCUGAGGAAAGAGGCUGCUGCCAGGAAAGGUGUUUGUCCACCCCCCUCAGCAGAUGAAGCGUUUGAAACUCAGGUGGAGAGUCUCAAAACUUUGCUCAAAAAUCGCACAGAGCUGUACGAAGCUGAGGAGAGAGCAUUAAGGGUUAUGUUGGAGGGAGAACAGGAGGAGGAAAGGAAGAGAGAAACAGAAAAGAAACAGAAGAAGGAAAGGGAAAAACUGCUCCAGCAGAAGCUCGAAAUUGAUUCCAAGCUGUUUGGGGAUCCAGAUGAAUUUCCUCUAGCCCACCUACUGCAGCCCUUCCGAGAGUAUUACUUGCAAGCUGAGCAUUCUGUAGCAGCUCUAAUCCAGAUCAGGCACGAAUGGGAUCAGUACUUGGUGCCAGCUGAUCACCCUGAAGGAAGCAGCAUCCCUCCAGGAUGGGUUCUUCCAAGCCUCCCCACGAAUGACACCUGGGCCACUGCUGUCAGAUAAUUCAAUAAUAAAUUAUUUUAAAGAUGAAGAAAUGUUUCAUUAUUGUUCUGUGUGUAAAUGUGAGAGGGUCCAACAG